Messenger RNA from Oxyura jamaicensis (ruddy duck), 2191 nucleotides. RefSeq names its product STAM binding protein like 1 (gene STAMBPL1). The coding region runs from base 280 to 1602 and encodes 440 amino acids. Lineage: Eukaryota; Metazoa; Chordata; Aves; Anseriformes; Anatidae. The record is from RefSeq and is a predicted model, not a curated record. The transcript has 11 exons. Gene Ontology annotation, molecular function: metal-dependent deubiquitinase activity; K63-linked deubiquitinase activity; protein binding. Gene Ontology annotation, biological process: protein K63-linked deubiquitination. Gene Ontology annotation, cellular component: endosome; membrane.
CCCCGCGGUAAGCAGCCGCCGCCUUCCCCGGUCGGUGCCGGCGGUGCCCGGGGCCGGGGGCAGCGGUGCCCGCAGGCAGCCCCGGGCCCGGCGGGGUGGGAGCUGCCGCCGCUGCGACCCUCCUGUGCCUGCGGAGCGGCGCCGAGCGGAGCCGGGAGCACCCAACCACAGUCAGCAUAUUGCUGUUAAGUUUCCCUUGGACAAAUAGACUCUGAGGCAGCCUGCUGCAAAUAUUGAACAUCAGAUUGAUACUUCAGGCAUCCUGUCCUUCACAGUAAGAUGGAGACUUUUGAGAAAAAGAGUGAUCUUGGUUUGCAGACAGAGAGCAACAUGGAACAGCCGUUCAGUAUUAGUUCCUUGAAAAAGCUAGUAGCUAUUCCUGACCAUACAGACAUCUCUGUGACCCCAGAAGAGAGAGUACGUGCCUUAAGCAAACUUGGCAGCAAUAUCACAAUCAAUGAAGACAUCACUCCACGUCGUUACUUUAGAUCUGGAGUAGAGAUGGAGCGAAUGGCAUCAAUAUAUAUGGAGGAGGGAAACCUGGAGAAUGCUUUUGUUUUUUAUAACAAGUUCAUAACUUUGUUUGUGGAAAAACUGCCCGGUCACCGAGACUAUCACCAAUGUGCAGUACCAGAAAAACAAGUUAUUAUUAAGAAACUGAAGGAGGUUGCAUUUCCACGGACAGAUGAACUGAAGAGAGAUCUUUUAAAAAAAUAUAAUUUAGAAUAUCAAGAAUACGUGCAAAACAAAAACAAAUGUAAAACCGAAUUUCUGAAGAAACUAGAACAGCAGAGGCUAAUAGAGGCAGAGAAGAAACGAAUCGCACACAUGCGGCAACAACAGCUUGAAUCAGAACAGUUUCAAUUCUUUGAGGAUCAACUUAAGAAGCAAGAACUAGCUCGGGAUCAGAAAAUUAAAGACAGCAUGGUUAUGUCUGAACAGAUAGAUGGAAGUAUGCUAUCUUGUAUUUCCAUACCUGAGAACAGUUCCUUAUCUACCACGUUGCUUGAAAAAAAUGAGAAGAGUGGCUCUACUGGACAUUCACCUGUAGUAAACCGGGCCCUAAAGCCAGCAGCUGCUUUAAGUGCUGUUCAGACUCAAUUGGCUGAAGCACUCAGAGGUGUAAUUUUACCCAGGGAUCUCUGUCACAAAUUUCUGCUGCUAGCAGAGGCAAAUACAUUAAGAGGAAUAGAGACAUGUGGAAUUCUCUGUGGAAAACUGACACACAAUGAAUUUACUAUUACCCAUGUAAUAGUGCCAAAGCAAUCUGCAGGACCAGACUACUGUGACAUGGAGAAUGUGGAAGAAUUAUUUGGCAUUCAGGAUCAGUAUGAUCUCCUCACUUUGGGUUGGAUCCAUACACAUCCAACACAAACCGCAUUCUUAUCCAGUGUUGAUCUUCAUACUCAUUGUUCUUACCAGCUAAUGUUACCGGAGGCCAUUGCGAUUGUUUGUUCACCAAAACAUAAUGACACUGGCAUCUUCAGACUUACCAAUGCUGGCAUGCUUGAAGUUUCUGCUUGUAAAAAGAAGGGAUUCCAUCCACAUACAAAGGAUCCUAGGUUAUUUAAUCUAUCCCAUGCUGUGAUACGUAAAGCAUAGCACUGAACUAUAAUCUGCUUCAGAAGCCAAGCACUAAACGAUACCCUCUAUAGAAUGUUCUGUUUCCAGGUUGUAGUCCUUCCUUUAUAUAGCAGGCUACACCUGUGAAGGUAAGGUUUGCCUGUAAACAGGCACAGCAAUAGUUAUAGUCAAAGUUGAAUACAUAGCAUAUUUAGCAGGCUCAGAAAACUAAAAAGAAACUACUGUCUAAAAUACGCAUUUUUACUGAAACUUAUUUGUGAGUAAUGCAUUGAUUUCUUCUGCAGCCAUGUACCCACGUGGUUGGAAAAGACAUAAAGAUAAUUGUGCUGGAUCUGAGGUGAUACAGAUGGACAAUAACAAGUUGCUAAACAAGUCAUCAAAAGAGAAAAAUGGCUUCCUGUUCUUCCUACAUUUUCAAAAAUGACUUUUAUAUUUAUACAUUUUAGAUUGAAUGGUUUGAUAUUUAUUGCUUUAGCCUGUUUUGGAGUUAUUUUGUUGCUCUGUCAAGAUGGAGUUCAGUGGCAUUACCCCUGAAUCUGUAAAAGCAUCAUCUCACUAAAACCAACAAUAAAAUGAACUUCAAAUAACAGAAACAAAGUUGAAAUAA